UGAGCGCGGUGGCGGCGGCUGGAGCGCGCCUGCGCACAGGUGGCCGCGGCGGUGGCGGGAAGCGCGGCGCUGAGGUUUUUUUAUUUGUGUUCAGUUCUCCAGCGUGGCUCGUCAUGCAAUACUUGAAGCAAUUCUACCAGUCUUCGAACACAAACCGUUUCAGAGAGAAAGGAGACACUUUACCAGAGAGAAGUAUCAAUUAAAUUGUGUUCUUUAUGUACGAGAGUAGAUCCAGACCACUCCAACUCCAUUUCUUUCUUGUAAAUGGGGAAAAUAUAGUAACCUACAGGCUGUUCCUAACAGAAGAAAGAAAACUAACUACUCACAAAUGCUUCUUGUCAGAAUGAAACUCCUACAGCUACUGUCAAGGAAAACAGGGAAACUGGAAAUGCUUUUUCAAAUACCUUUUUGCCAAAAGCAGUUCCCAUAUAUGUGUCUGGCUACCUCUGCAUGUCUCUAUAGUAAGAAGAAAAAAGUGAACAGUUAUGAACAAGUCGACCAAGAAAAAUACAAGAACUUGGUGUACUCCGUUACAUCUUACAAAACCAGCGCCCAAACACCAGAGACAAUAUUUGAAGAAGACAAUUUGUUAUAUGGGCCACCGGAUAAACACAGGCCUCCACUUAAAGCCGAAACAAAAACUCCCAAGAACUGGGUUCCUUUAAUAAACCCCAACAAGAGAAUUCCCCUUCUCAACAGUGAUUCAAACCUCCCCAUGAAAAUCGCUUUACAAAAAACGAAAAUGCCCAGUGUUACCCGUAUUCUUCAACAGACUAUUUCUCCGCAGCAAGCCUUUUAUCUAGAAAGGUGGAAGCAGAAAAUGAUACUGGAACUUGGAAAAGAUGGGUUUGCAGAGUAUACUAAAAAUCUUUUCCUCCAAGGAGAGCUCUUUCAUGCAGCUUUGGAAUCUAUAUUCCUGUCUGAAGAGAUGGCAACUAAGGAGCAGAGAGAAGAUGUUGCUAUUUCUGGCUACUUAUCAAGUGUGCAACACGUCUUAAAAGAUAUCAGCGAAGUGAAAGCUCUGGAAAGUGCAGUUCAGCAUGAGAGUCUUCAGUAUCUGGGCCUGGUAGACUGCGUGGCUAAGUAUCGAGGCCAGUUGUGUGUGAUUGACUGGAAAACUUCAGAGAAACCAAAGCCAUCUCUGAAGAAUACUUUUGACAACCCAUUACAGGUUGCAGCAUAUAUUGGAGCCAUAAAUUAUGAUGCCAAUUAUGACUUCCAGGUUGGUUGUGGACUCAUUGUGGUUGCCUAUAAGAAUGGCUCCCCUGCGCAUCCGCAUUUCAUGGAUCCUGAUCUGUGCUCACAGUACUGGAAUAAGUGGCUUUUGCGCCUUGAAGAGUACCUGGACAGAAACUGACCCAAACUCAGCUAUGCAGAGGCAAGUGGUCUGAGCACAGAGCCAAAGCAAGAAUCCUUUGUUUAAAUCUGCCAUUUUAAUACAUACUCUUUUUUGAGUAACUUUGGCUAAUUUCUUAAUAUCAGUUUUUUUCCCUCCCUAAAAAAAAAAAAAGCAAGGAAAUUUGGAAUGGGGAAUGUGUAUUUGCUUACAUUGUAGGUGACUUAAGCGGACCAAGCAGGAUGAAGUCAACUUAAUUAAUCUUUGUUUUUCCUCACACAGUUUAUACAACCUGAGGUUGAUAGGAAAGUUUCUAUUGUCAAGUAAAACGGUUCAAUCAAAUCAUCCUUCUUUUGUCAUUUUUGAGAAAAACUGUUGCAGGACUGAGGCUUUGAAAAUGAAGUUGGUGAAGUAAAGCAAAAUGACAUCUGCAUUGUCUGGGCUGAGAGAAAUGCAAACGAUAAACAAAUGAAUAUAGUAGACUGGGUUUCAGUCAGCUUAGUUCUUGCUCGUCUCAAAGGUAUCUAUUAACAGGCUUGUUACUAUUUGUGGUUUUUCUUACAGCAACAACUGGAAAAACUGUGCUAAGAAUUAUAACCAAAGUUCUCAUAAGCACUUAUUCAAAGUACUAAGGCAAAGUGAUCAUUUAACAGAAGUGGUUUAGCAAAAGAGGAGCAGAAUUGUAACCGAUACACUUAGAAAUUUCCAGCAAGUGUUCUGAAAGGUAGGAAGUUCAACUACUACUAGUGGCUCCUCCUGCAGGUUUCUUAACAGGCGGCGCGGCCCACAUAAAAGAACUGUGAGAGUAUGAACGGGCUUUGUACCUUAGGUUGUGAGGCUCUGUGCAGGCCAAGUCUGCAACUGUCUUGAGCUCUCCUGACUUUGCUGUGGGUCUGAGCCGACAAGGAGCCUACCCAUGCAGAAUGAUCUCCAGUGUCAAGCUGUCGCGUUUGCCAGUGCGAGUAAGUUUCUUUAUAAAAGUAGGCUUUUGAAGCUGAGCCUUCUGAGGAAUGAAGAGCUGCUGAAUGGUUUUUGGGGGGUUGGUUUUUUGU
Molecule: messenger RNA, 2388 nt
Organism: Gymnogyps californianus (California condor)
Lineage: Eukaryota; Metazoa; Chordata; Aves; Accipitriformes; Cathartidae
Gene: MGME1
Product: mitochondrial genome maintenance exonuclease 1
Exons: 6
Coding region: 329-1357 (342 amino acids)
Biological process (GO): mitochondrial DNA replication
Cellular component (GO): mitochondrion
Molecular function (GO): single-stranded DNA exodeoxyribonuclease activity
Source: RefSeq, a predicted model, not a curated record